Messenger RNA from Adineta ricciae, 639 nucleotides. Lineage: Eukaryota; Metazoa; Rotifera; Eurotatoria; Adinetida; Adinetidae. The record is from the annotation of a GenBank genome assembly.
AUGGGACCAUUCCGAGGAGGACGUGGAGAUUCGAGAGGAGGAGGUGGUGGUAGUCGCGGUCGGGGCGGCGGAGGAGGAGGUUUCCGUGGUCGUGGAGGAGGAGGUGGAGGAUUUCGAGGCGGUGGUGGUGGCCGAGGCAAUCGAGAGCCCGAAGGUCCUCCUGAAAGUGUUGUUGAACUUGGAACAUAUGCUCAUCCAUGUGAAAGUCAACUUGUAUGCAAGGCAACAAACGACAUGAUUCCAUAUUUCAAUGCUGGCGUAUUUCUUGAAAAUAAACAGCAAAUUGGUAAAGUCGAUGAAAUUCUUGGUCCAAUGAAAGAAUAUUGGUUUUCCGUAUCACUUUUGCAAAAUAUGAAUCCAACUUCGUUCAAAAAGAAUGAGAAAGUUUUCAUUGAUCCAAACAAACUGUUACCAUUAGCUCGAUUUUUACCACGACCACCAGGCACAAAACCAACUGGAGGUCCAGGUGGUGGUGGAAGAGGUGGUCGAGGAGGAGGCGGCGGCGGUAGAGGAGGAUUCCAACGUGGAGGCCGUGGUGGCGGAGGCCGAGGUGGUGGAGGUGGUUUUCGAGGUCGAGGUGGAAGCGGUGGCAGCCGUGGUGGCGGUGGCUUUCGAGGCGGCCGAGGACGUGGAAACUGA